AUGAGCAUUACAAGUGACGAGGUGAACUUCCUGGUGUACAGGUAUCUUCAAGAGUCAGGAACUACCGACCACACUGAAACUGGCCAUGCUACCUCACAAAGAAGUGUAUUGUGCAGUGUGACCUAUGCUGCUGCCAUAUUUCACCCAGGAAGUGCACAAAAAUUCAAGUCUGGGAACUUUUUGGUAGCACCUUGGUUUUACCAUGCAGCUUAUGUAUUUGGGAUAGAGUCCCACAUAUCACAGUCAAACAUCAAUGGUGCGUUGGUCCCUCCUGCGGCACUUCUGAGUAUCAUACAGAAAGGCCUUCAAUACACAGAAGCAGAAAUAAGUAUAGGAGAGGACGGAUCGGAGAGAUUAAUUGACAGUCUGUCACUGAUAGAUGCUGUAAUGCCUGAUGUUGUAGCAUCUAGACAACAGCAGAACCAACAGCCCAAAGCAGUAGUCAAGACAGAAAUUCCGAGUACGAAUGGUGAUGAAGGAACAACGGGUGAAACUAUGGAUGUGGAUAUUAGCGUGGAAAUUCCAUUGAACAAAGCAACAAUCUUAAGAGGUCAUGAGUCUGAGGUAUUUAUAUGUGCUUGGAACCCCACUACAGAUCUUCUGGCUUCAGGGUCAGGAGACAGUACUGCACGUAUCUGGAACAUGAAUGACAACACCACAUCGCCAAAUCAGCUGGUUCUCAGGCAUUGUAUCCAGAAAGGUGGUACAGAAGUGCCCAGCAACAAAGAUGUAACUUCUCUAGAUUGGAAUUGUGAUGGAACACUCCUGGCAACUGGAUCCUAUGAUGGUUAUGCAAGAAUUUGGAUGACUGAUGGGCGGUUAGCAUCCACACUUGGCCAACACAAGGGACCCAUUUUUGCAUUGAAGUGGAAUAAAAAGGGAAAUUACAUUUUGAGUGCAGGAGUGGACAAAACUACAAUCAUAUGGGAUGCAUCCUCAGGGCACUGCACUCAACAGUUUGCCUUCCACUCAGCCCCUGCCUUAGAUGUAGACUGGCAGACAAAUACAUCUUUUGCUAGUUGUUUUAACUACCAUGUAUCACUGGGCUCGGCCCGAUAACCCAUAAAGUCCUUCCAGGGACACACCAAUGAAGUCAAUGCUAUCAAAUGGGAUCCACAGGGUAAUCUUCUUGCAUCAUGUUCUGAUGAUAUGACUCUUAAGGUUCUCAUUGUUUUUCGGAAGGUUUCACCCAAGCAUAUUCAUGAAGUGUUCUUACAGGUCUCAUGA
Molecule: messenger RNA, 1227 nt
Organism: Cherax quadricarinatus
Lineage: Eukaryota; Metazoa; Arthropoda; Malacostraca; Decapoda; Parastacidae
Source: RefSeq, a predicted model, not a curated record